Molecule: messenger RNA, 2340 nt
Organism: Macrobrachium nipponense
Lineage: Eukaryota; Metazoa; Arthropoda; Malacostraca; Decapoda; Palaemonidae
Exons: 3
Coding region: 1-2340 (779 amino acids)
Biological process (GO): DNA integration
Molecular function (GO): nucleic acid binding
Source: RefSeq, a predicted model, not a curated record
AUGGGACACACUGCUGUUGCAUGUCGGCAAGGUAAAGUGCCAAAAUCUCAACAUCAAGUGAAUGUAGGCUUAAAUCAAACAGUAAAUGUUGCGAAUGAAAGUUCUUCGAAGCCAGAUGUACCAGAAUUACAGAGGCUUAACCUUAGUGUUACUAAUAAUGCCAGGUUGUAUCCUGCUGGGCAUAAUGUUAAUGAAAAUGAGUAUCAUAUUUUUGAAGUAAAUGAUGUGCUGAAAUUAGAUGCUAAAACUGAUUUCAAGUUACAUACCAGUAGUAAAUAUUUUGUUAAUAUGAAAUUGAAUAAUGUUGACAUUGAUUUUGAAUUAGAUACAGGUGCUGCUGUAACUUGUGUUGGUGAAUAUACAGUUAAGAAAUUUUAUAAUUCUCGAGAAGAGAUACAAGCCAUUGACAUUGCUCUUACAGAUUAUAAUAAACAGCCAUUGGAAAUUCUUGAUGUUGCAAUGGUUAAGUGGUUAUUAAAGGCAAUCAUGCUUCAUUGUUGGGUAGAAAUUUGUCUGAAUGAAAUGAAGAUGGAUUGGCCAAACAUUUUUAACCUUAAAUCUACUGUACAUUCCAUUGAUAAUGGGUCAAAUGAGAUUGCAAAUAUUUUGAAGAAAUAUGAGAGUGUAUUUGAAACUGAGCUAGGAUGUUUAAAGGAUUUUGAAGUAUCUUUAAAGGUAAAAUCUGAUGCUACGCCAGUGUAUAAACAUGCUAGAAGUGUUCCAUAUAAUUUAAGAGAGAUGGCGGAGAGAGAAUUGCAAAGAUUGCAAGACAUUGGUGUAAUUAAACCUGUUGAUUUUUCAGAAUGGGCAAGUCCUACAGUUAAUAUUGUCAAGUCAGAUGGUAAAAAUGUUAGAAUUUGUGCUGAUUUUAAGGAAACAUUAAAUACUGUUUGUAGUAUUGAUUCUUACCCAUUACCUAUUCCUGAAGAUAUUUUUGCUACUUUAGCAAGAGUUAAGUCCUUUACUAAACUUGACUUAAGUCAUGUAUAUCAUCAAUUAAAAUUAAGUGUUGAAUCCCAUAAGUAUAUGGUUAUUAAUACCAAUAAGGGAUUAUUUGCCUUUACAAGGUUACAAUAUGGACUGAAUAGUGCUGUUGGUAUUUUCCAAAGAAUAAUAGAAAAUGUUCUCAAAGAUAUACCCAAUGUUGCUGUAUAUUUGGAUGAUAUUGUUAUUACUGGUCCUACUGAAGAUGACCAUUUGAAAACACUUGAAUUAGUUUUGCAUAAACUUUGUUCUGGUGGUUUAAAGUUAAAGAAGGAUAAAUGUUCAUUCAUGAAUAAAGAAGUUCAAUAUUUAGGUCAUAAGUUAGAUGCUGAAGGAGAGCAAGAGAGUGAAGAUGGUUCAUUAAAACCAGUGUCAUAUGCUUCCAGAACAUUAACUAGGUCAGAAAAGAAUUAUAGUCAGACUGAAAAAGAAGGUUUAAGUGUAAUUUGGGCAGUUAAUAAAUUUCAUAAAUACUUGUAUGGCAGGAAGUUUGAAAUAUGGACUGACCAUAAACCCUUACUAGGUUUGUUGGGAGAAGGUAAGGCAGUACCCCAUAUAGCCUCUGGUAGAAUCAUUAGAUGGUCAUUAGUUCUUUCUGGUUAUGACCAUAAACUGAAGUAUAAACCAGGGUGUAAAAUUCCAAAUGCAGAUUGUCUGUCCAGAUUUCCUACGGAAAUUAAUGAAUUUGAACCUCCGAAUGUAGAAGAGGUUUUGUUGCUUGAACAUGUUAAUACUACUAAUGUUAAUUCCUCUGAUAUACGCAGAUGGACUGAUAGAGAUCCUGUACUAUCUCAGGUAAGGUCAUGUAUUAUGAAUAGUUGGGAUGAUAAUUUUGAAUUAAAUGAAGAUUAUAAACCAUUUGUUAGUAGAAAAAAUGAAUUUACAGUGUUGCAAGGUUGUAUUUUAUGGGGAAAUAGAAUUAUUGUACCGCCACAGGGACGAGAUAAGGUUACUGAUGAGCUUCAUGACACUCAUCCAGGUAUUGUGAAAAUGAAAAACUUAGCUCGAUGUUAUGUAUGGUGGCCUCAUAUUGAUAAAGAUUUAGAGAGGAAAGUAAAUUCAUGUAAAAUGUGUCAGCAGUAUCGUCAUUGUGCCAUUGAUAAACAGCCAUUGCAUCCUUGGGAGUUCCCUAGUAAAUCAUGGUCUCGUAUACAUAUAGAUUAUGCUGGACCUAUAGAAAGCCAAAUGUUUUUAGUUGUAAUCGAUGCGUAUUCUAAAUGGCUAGAAGUUGUUCCCGCUCAAGGUUGUACUUCUAAAGUUACAGUCUCUAAAUUAAGUCAUAUGUUUUGUACACAUGGAUUACCAGAUGUAAUAGUGAGUGACAAUGCUACAGCUUUUGUUAGUGAAAAAUUUUAG